Messenger RNA from Rosa chinensis, 735 nucleotides. RefSeq names its product caldesmon-like. The coding region runs from base 1 to 735 and encodes 244 amino acids. The transcript is spliced from 4 exons. The record is from RefSeq and is a predicted model, not a curated record. NCBI's taxonomy places the organism in Eukaryota, Viridiplantae, Streptophyta, Magnoliopsida, Rosales, Rosaceae.
AUGCAGAAAAAGCAUGAGGAACAAAAGGCAAGGCGCCGUAAAAAUGUGUAUGAUCACCAUAUGUCGCGUAAGGGAUACGCGGGAUUGAGAGAAGAGCUGUCUAAAAUCGAGCCGGAGAAGGAAAUCGAUAGAGCAACGCUUUGGGUCAAAGCACGCCAAACCAAACAAGGAACUUUUAAACAUGAUGUGAUUAAAGAAACUGCUGAAAAAAUUGAGACACUGAAACGCAAGGAACGUGAUGGUGAGCUGACCGUAAAUGGAAGUAACGAUGUGCUGACAUUAGCUUUGGGGACUCCGGAGCACACGGGAAGAGUUAGAGGCAUAGGGGGUUAUGUGUGUAACCCAAAUGGAUACUUCAACCUUCCAAAACGCAGAAAGGACAACGUUAAUGAGUCAAUGAGACAAAGUGUGAGGAAGAUACUUGAAGAAGAGAAACAGAAAUUGGAGGAUGAGUUGAGGGAGAAGAUAUAUGCUGAAGAGAGGGAAGUGAUAGCGGCCGAGGAGAGGGAAAAGAUAGCGGCCGAGGAGAGGGAAAAGAUAGGGGCUGAAGAGAGGGAAAAGAUAGCAGCUGAAGAGAGGGAAAAGAUAAUGGCAACUGAAAGGGCAAUCUUACUUUCUAGGAUUGAACAAUUGGAAGCAAGAGUAGAUGUAAGGAGCCAUGAGGCAGUUACCACUGUUGGCAAAGGAAAAGUUGUGGGCAAUGACCACACAUCUGGCCAAAAGAUGGCGCAGUGA